AUGACGACGUGUCCUUCAACGGUUUCAUUCAUAUCGAGCACUUUUAGUACAAUAUCAAUAGUAAGUUGGAUAUUUGCUCAACUCCCACAAAUUAUAAAGAAUUACACCAAUAAAUCUUCUGAAGGUAUAUCUCCAGGUUUUUUGUUAUUAUGGUUUAUGGGUGAUUUCCUAAGUUUCACCAGUUGUUUAGUCAAUAUUGAUACAGUAUUAAAGUUCCAGUUGUAUAUUAGUGUAUUUUUUCUUUGUAAUGAUAUUGCUUUAUGUUUCCAAUACUAUCAUUAUAAUUAUGUUCAUACAAGGUACACUUCUGUUGAAAUGGAUGAAACUCAAAAUGAAAGGCGAGUAGAUGACAAUGACGGGGAAGAACUCCCGAAGACACCUAUGGAUAAUGAAGACGUUUCAUUAUAUCAGGGACAAGAUAUUCACAGGAUAAGUCAUGCACAGAAUAUAGAACAUAGUACUAGUGAAGAUUACGUAACGUCGUCUCCGAGUAGUUAUGACUCAACUAAUGAAGAGGGAGGUAGAAACAUUAGUACUAGUGGUAGUGGAAUUAUUAAAAAAUCUAUAGUUGGUACUAUGUUGCAAGCUGGAAAAGCUGUUGCGAUGCCACUUUCAAGCACGGCAACAACAGUUAUCACCUCGUCAGAUUCACAUGAUUCUUUAGGUUUAUUCUUAGCUUGGGGAGGCACUGUGCUAUAUUGUUUAUCAAGAUGUCCUCAAUUAUAUAAAAACUACAAACGAAAAUCUGUUGAAGGCAUUUCACCGUUGUUAUUUGGUGCUGCUUUAUUAGGAAAUCUCACUUAUACAUUAUCCAUCCUACUGAGCUGUGAAUUUUUUGAAGGUGGAGCAGUACAACAUGAAUUCAUAAUCAAAGAAUUACCUUAUAUUUUAGGUAGUUCAGGUACCGUUGUAUUUGAUAUUGCUUAUUUUGUUCAAAAGUAUAUGUAUAGCAAUAACUCCAGAACUACAAGGGGUACGAAUACUAUGGUUAUGGAGAGUUGGGAUGAUAUUGAGAGUCGCCAUUCAAAUAGAUCUUGA
This is a messenger RNA of Candida tropicalis MYA-3404, 1038 nucleotides long. RefSeq lists its product as uncharacterized. The record is from RefSeq and is a predicted model, not a curated record. The coding region runs from base 1 to 1038 and encodes 345 amino acids. The transcript has a single exon. Lineage: Eukaryota; Fungi; Ascomycota; Pichiomycetes; Serinales; Debaryomycetaceae.